Messenger RNA from Rhopilema esculentum, 393 nucleotides. The record is from RefSeq and is a predicted model, not a curated record. Lineage: Eukaryota; Metazoa; Cnidaria; Scyphozoa; Rhizostomeae; Rhizostomatidae.
AUGACUGCUGAUCAAGACAAAGCUAAUCAAAAGACUAAAGACCUUCUCAAGGCAGCUAUACUAAUGAAGGCAACAUCUUUCUCCGAAGAUUCAUACUCCUUCCCAAAACAUGAAGCAAUGUCGAUCAGCUUUAGAGACGAUAGCGAAGAGAUGGACAGUGAUCAAAAAAGUACAGAGGAGGAGCAACGAUACCGAAAAAAGAAAGAGUUGAACAGGUUGGCUGCACAAAGAAGCCGAGAGAGGCGGAGGCAGCUAAUAAAACAGUUGGAGCAGGAAGUCAAAGAGCUUGAAAGCUGCAACGAUUCAAUGACAACAGAAAUUGCGAGCAUGCGCAGUGAGAUCAAGCAGUUGGAUUUCAUGUUGCAGAGUCACUCGUGCAAGAUGACGCAAUGA